Messenger RNA from Abrus precatorius (Indian licorice), 1004 nucleotides. RefSeq names its product 60S ribosomal protein L13a-4. Gene Ontology annotation, biological process: translation; negative regulation of translation. Gene Ontology annotation, molecular function: mRNA binding; structural constituent of ribosome. NCBI's taxonomy places the organism in Eukaryota, Viridiplantae, Streptophyta, Magnoliopsida, Fabales, Fabaceae. Bases 89 to 709 code for a protein of 206 amino acids. The transcript has 4 exons. Gene Ontology annotation, cellular component: ribosome; cytosolic large ribosomal subunit. The record is from RefSeq and is a predicted model, not a curated record.
UAACCACGAAAUUCUCGCGCAACGAGUAGCAGCAGCAACACAAAACCAAAACACGCGAAGGGUACUGCGUUGUGUUGCGGCGGCGAAGAUGGUGUCAGGUUCAGGGAUCUGCGCGAAGAGGGUGGUAGUGGACGCACGGCACCACAUGCUGGGUCGUUUGGCUUCGAUCGUUGCGAAGGAGCUUCUAAACGGCCAGAAGGUUGUUGUCGUUCGCUGCGAGGAGAUUUGUAUCUCUGGUGGCCUCGUUAGACAGAAGAUGAAGUAUAUGAGGUUCCUCCGCAAACGCAUGAACACCAAACCCUCUCACGGUCCCAUCCAUUUCCGUGCACCCGCCAAGAUUUUCUGGCGCACAGUUCGUGGAAUGAUACCGCACAAGACAAAGCGUGGGGAAGCUGCACUUGCUCGUUUGAAGGUUUAUGAGGGAAUCCCUCCUCCAUAUGACAAGAUGAAGAGGAUGGUUGUACCUGAUGCUCUGAAGGUGUUGAGGCUUCAGAAAGGGCAUAAAUUCUGCCUACUGGGUAGGUUGUCAUCUGAAGUUGGGUGGAACUACUAUGAUACCAUCAGGGAGCUGGAAAAGAAGAGAAAGGAAAAAGCACAUUUGGUUUACGAGAGAAAGAAGCAGCUCAACAAACUAAGGGUGAAAGCUGAGAAGGUUGCUGAUGAGAAGCUUGGUACCCAACUUGAUAUCCUUGCUCAAGUUAAAUACUAAGUAGAAGUCUUUGUUAGUUUUUUAAAAUUUUUUAUGUGACUUGUACCAAAUUGAACUCCCUUUCAAUUUUGCUGGAGGUUGUAUUUGUCAUUGGAUCAUAGAUCUGAUAAUCUUGGAAGCUGUUUAUUUAUUUACUUGUGUGCUUUGUAGAAUUUUCAUGCCAACCAUAUAAUUUCCAUUUCCUUAAAAAUUUCACUUACCCUUAGUUUUCUAUUCAAUGGAGUAAUUUAUCGAAGUUAUUUCAACUUCGAUGGAGAAUCCUGCUAAUUUGUUUCUGAUAAUAACAAAGCGUUUU